Hemisphaericaspora subhashii is the source of this 201-nucleotide messenger RNA. RefSeq lists its product as uncharacterized. The record is from RefSeq and is a predicted model, not a curated record. NCBI's taxonomy places the organism in Eukaryota, Fungi, Ascomycota, Pichiomycetes, Serinales, Debaryomycetaceae. The coding region runs from base 1 to 201 and encodes 66 amino acids. The transcript has a single exon.
AUGAAAUUUCUUUUCAUAUUUGCAGAUGAAGAAGCAGAAUUGUUUGGAGAUUUCCAAGAUAAUAUCGAUGAUGAAAUUGAAGAGGGUGAUAAUCGUUGUAUAUGGUAUCAAGUAGCUGAGUCUGACAGUGAACCUGCAAAAGCUAAUAUUCGUCAAAAUUCCAAUACAAUUGACAUUAUAUAUUUCGGAAGUCAUAUUUAA